AUGGGCAUUAUUAAACAUGUGGCAGUUAUAUUGGACGUGUCUGAAGCGAGCUUGGAGCAACAUGUCUUGGAGAGGGUGCGGCAGUUGGACGAAGACACUGUUGUUCGUCGCCUCUCCGAAGAAAAGGCGGGAAAAUUGCCUGAUUUUAUAAAGCUUUCGGAGGACAUUAUAGAAAAGAACGAUCUCCGGAAGAGCGGGGAAGGUAGUGUUGAGUCCAUACAGCGCUUCGUAUGUUUCGUUACAGACAAUAAGACGAGACAAAACGGCAUGGUUGCAUAUGCAAUGCACUGCCUGCAGAUUCCAGUUCUGUCACUUACGAAAGGCCAGAAGGCGAAAGGUAAUGAUGAUGCUGAGCACUGGGUGUCCACUAUAUUAUACAAGGAUCUUGACGGGUCGCACACUGACCCCCUCGCUGCCGUCAACGAGUUCUUCACGUUUCCUGAUAAAGUGGGAGAACUUCUUGCGGUUGAGGGGAGGGACAGCCAAUUAACCCUACAAUAUUGCCGUGAACUGCGUAGUUACCUUCAGCGUGCGUGGAGUGCAGAGGUGAAGCUCGUGGGGCCCAAUGGUUGUGACAUGUCUGAGGAAGGUUUGGACGGGACAAAGUGUGGAGAGACGGAUAAUGUGGAGGAACAGGUGGAAGUGGAGUCUGGAAUCCAUGCCCCACUGGUUAAGGAGCUUUUGGGCAACAGCCAGCUUGAGAGCACCCAUCAAAAUGACCAUCUUUUGCACGGGGCCAUGUAUGCACUCAACCGCCAUGAAAAUCUUCCAAUUAUUCGAUACCGUCUGCAGCGAGGGGUGAAUAUCAUUCUGUGCCGCCCGAUGUCCUCUUCCCUUGAGAAGCUGUUUAAUAAGUUUUCCAGGAUGCGAGGGGGAGCAGAGGAUGUGCGGCGGUCAUUUAUUGACGCCGUGAAAUCGCUUCUGCAGUUUGAGGGUCGAUGGCUUGACAUGCCGAGGCGGAGAGUGGUGUUGAUACGAGAGGGCGUGGCUCACAGUUGGAGCGCUUGGCUUGGCAAUGAGGUGAUCCACCCGUUGGUUGAUUGGAUACCAGUUGACGUCAAAGCUGGUAAUAUCGCUGACCAUUGCGCCUCCCUAGAGGCGAGUGUAAAGAAGGCGGUGCGACGGCUUUCCCGUUAA
Trypanosoma brucei brucei TREU927 is the source of this 1137-nucleotide messenger RNA. RefSeq lists its product as hypothetical. The coding region runs from base 1 to 1137 and encodes 378 amino acids. NCBI's taxonomy places the organism in Eukaryota, Euglenozoa, Kinetoplastea, Trypanosomatida, Trypanosomatidae. The transcript has a single exon. The record is from RefSeq and is a predicted model, not a curated record.